AUGGCUAACUUGAGGACGGCAAUGGACUCAGCAUUCUGGGACCAACCCAUUUCUUCCUCACAAACCCUAGAGGGUUGUGCCUUCUCCGUUCCAGGAGACCCAUUUCCUCUUGAAGCCACUAGAGCCAGUAAAGAUGAUAGAAUUCCACAACUCUCUCUUUUAAGAAAUGGGUUCCCUCUAGGUAUCAUUCCCUCUUACUCGCCUACUUCAACCAAGGACCUUGGCUCUUUCUCUCUCCAUUCUCACUUCCUCAAACUCACCACCUCUAACUAUUGGCUUGGAUUAAUUGGGCAAUUUAGACUAAAGAAGCUGAUUUCUUCUGUUAAAGGAGAAUUUACUAAUGCUGAUGAAUUUGAAUGGCCUCCGUUUAAAGAUGUAGCUAAGCAUGUGAUAGACAAGACACCUUAUUCUCUUGGUUUAUUCUCAAAUUUCCUUGUCUUCUUCAUCUUCUGUGUUGCUAAGCACAGAAAGGCAUGGUGA
Dovyalis caffra is the source of this 480-nucleotide messenger RNA. NCBI's taxonomy places the organism in Eukaryota, Viridiplantae, Streptophyta, Magnoliopsida, Malpighiales, Salicaceae. The record is from the annotation of a GenBank genome assembly.